UUGCACGAGUCGUUAAAACACGUGUGUGCUUAGCAAGCGCAAAAGAUAUAAGAAGGAUAUUUUCUGAAUGCAUAACAGACAAAGCGGGCGCUGACACGAAGGACAGUGGAAACGUCAGUAAUGAAGGAAAUUCGCCAGGGCUGCAUUUUGGUAAUGUGGUUGCCACCACAAAUCUGUUAAAUCUGUAAUGUUUAGAUUCUUCUGAACAUGUUGAAACCAUACUGGUUGUCAAAGUGCUCUGGUCGUAAUGGAGUUUCGUUGAAAAAAGCGCUGUACGCAACUAUAUGAAAACUUAGCAACAACACAUCAUUUAGAGAUGUCAGGAACAGAUUCGAUAUGGCAAUGGGAACCAGCUAUAAACUAUUUAUUAGAACCCUAAAAACAAUUUGUUGCUUAAAAAAAGAUAUCAUAAAAUUCCCAAAUACUGUUGCAGAACAAAAACAAACAUGUGACGAAUUUUCAGCUAAACGCAGCCAUCCGUUCCCAUAUGUCAUAGGUUGCAUAGAUGGUACGCAUAUUUCCAUCUCACAACCAGUUAAGGACAGUAUUAGUUUUUAUAAUAGGAAGUGGAAGUUUUCAAUUGUUGUCCAAGCAAUUGUGGAUAGUCAUCUUAAGUUCAUAGAUGUAUUUAUUGGCUGCCCCGGACGAUGCCACGAUGCUGCUAUAUGGGAAAUGAGUCCUAUUAGAAAGUCAAUAGUCAAGGGAGAAUUAAAAAAUUGUUCCGGUUACCAUUUAUUAGGCGAAGAAGAACAAAUUGAACCAUUUAAUAUCGAAAAUAGCUUUUCACAAUUACCAACUACAAGUCGACAGAGAGAACAAGCCAAAAAUAAACGGGACGCCAUUGCCACUUUACUAUGUGCAUAAGUAAUGAAAUAUUAACUGUUUUUUAAGUAAUAAAACAUGAAUUUGAUAUAAAACUAGUAAUCCCGGCUCGUUUACCUGCUACAAAGACGCCUCAAUCCCCUCCCUCCCUGCAGCACCUUUUGCUAUCCGUUUCCCUUGCCCAAUUCCACUGCCACUCCCAC
Molecule: messenger RNA, 1025 nt
Organism: Bactrocera tryoni
Lineage: Eukaryota; Metazoa; Arthropoda; Insecta; Diptera; Tephritidae
Product: protein ALP1-like
Exons: 2
Coding region: 337-864 (175 amino acids)
Source: RefSeq, a predicted model, not a curated record